CAGCGGUGGUGGGGGCUGGGCCCAGGGCUGGGGCCAAGCCUGGGGUUGGGACCGCUGUAUGCAAUGGGAACCAGGGCCUGGAGAGGGGGCCCAGGCCCCAGCGUUUGACUGCCCAGUCUGGUGUGUCCUCUGCCGGGGAUGCAGGGCCAGGCUCAGGGAGGCCUGCCAGAGAGGGAGGGGGGCCAUCAGACUGCCCACAGACAUGCUUAGCAUCAAACUCCCCCAGCUCUUCGACAUCCACCAAGUCCCCAAGGUGUUCCGAGAGGAUGGCAUCAUCUCGGGAUACCGUCACCCCCAAAGCUCCGCCCUGGACUGCAUCCUUAGCAGCUUCCAGAUGACCAAUGAGACAGUCAACAUCUGGACCCACUUCCUGCCCACAUGGUACUUCCUGUGGCGCUUCAGCGUCCUGUGCUCAACACUGAACUUCCUGUCGGAGAGCUACACCUGGCCGCUGCUGGUGUACAUGCUGCUGAUCUGUGUGUACCCAUUCACCUCCAGCUGUGCCCACACCUUCAGCACCAUGUCCCCCGAGGCACGCCACAUCUGCUACUUCUUUGACUACGGCGCCCUCAGCCUCUACAGCCUGGGUUGUGCCAUAACCUAUGGCUCCUAUGUGAUGCCUGACUGCUGGGUCAACAGCUGGCUGCACCAACACUUUGUGCCCAUCGCCAUCUGCAACACACUAUUCUGCACCAGCCUGUCCUGCUAUUCUAGAUUCCUGGAGAUGCAGUUUCCACACCGCAGUAAAGUUCUCCGGACAGGGGCGUUUGUCUUUCCAUUCAUCUUUGACAACAUCCCUCUAUUUUACAGACUGCUGCUGUGCUGCGGGGGCAGCUGCUGUCACAGUGAGGCCCUGCCCAGUCACUGUUACCACCUCCUCUUCGCCUUCCUCACCUGCUUCCUGUUUGCCUCACACCUCCCAGAGAGGCUGGCCCCGGGGCGCUUCGACUACUUCGGCCACAGUCACCAGCUUUUCCACAUCUGUGCCGUGGUGGGUACCCACUUCCAGAUGGAGGCGGUGCUAGCAGAUAUGACCUCACGCAGGGCGUGGCUCAUUGCGCAGGCGGCCGUGCCCUCCUUCCUGAGUACCCUGGGGGCACUGGCCCUCAGCAUCAUCCUCAACCUAGGCAUCAUUGGCAUCUUCAGUGCCCCUCUGCUGUGGAACCCCCACCACAGUGCCAACCACCCACUGACACCACCCACGAAACGCAAGCAACAGUGAUACUCCCCACAACCAGUGACCAACUAGUAUGUUCAAAUGUAAAGGGUUGGCUAAACCAUUAUCCCAGUCGUGAACUUUGGAAAUAAUAACCAUAAGAAUUUGUAUUCUACCUUUUAAAACCAGGUAGUAUUUGUAUAAACCCAUUGGAUUAUUAUCACAGGAUGUUUUUUCUACAUGUUAUUCUAUCGUCAUUAUAAGGUUUGUUUAGGAGUUUAUUAAUGUGUUCACUGUUUACUUUGAUGCCGAAUACCCAGCUAUUUUCAUGAAGCCUUUCAGUUAUUCAGUAUCAUUGUUUACUGUUUAAAGUUGUGGAAGUAUUUCGAGUUACAGUAUCAUAUGCCGACUUCUUUUCACUUAUACUUGAAAGGAUCUGGGUUGUAUGAAGCAUAUGUGAUGUCUAACAACACAUAAAAGUGCCUUCUUUUAUAUAUAGUUACCCAAAUGUUACCUAAGUAGUCGUAAUAUUAUUUCUGGUUUGUGUAAAUCUCAAACUGGAAAAAUCUUUAACUCUAAAUUUGCAGGGAAUUUUCAUAUUAAUAUAUAAGUAUUUAGCAACUGUUUUUCAAUUGUCCUAUAUAUUUGUAAGCCAUUAUUAGAACAUCUCAAAACCCAUAUUUAAUAUAAAGUAUGACUAUCCAUUACAUGAUUCUCAUCACUAACUGGCCUACUUAGUAUGAUUCCACCAUUUUGUUUUAAUAUUCAAUACCAUCUCAUUUAAAUCUCCACUAUGACUUGAAUACAUUUACAGACCAGUGUAGUGCUCUAUCAGAUUGCCUGCUCUAAACGUCUACACUCUCAGAAAAAAACCUAAAAGGGUUCUUUGGCUGUCCCCGUAGGAGAACCCUUUAAAGAACCCUUUUUGGCUCCAGGUAGAACCCUUUUGAGUUCCUUGUAGAACCCUUUCCACAGAGGGUUCUACAUGGAACCCUAAAUAUUUCUAUCUGGAACCAAAAAGGUUUUUCCUAUGGUGACAGCCAAAGAACCCUUUUGAAACCCUUUUUUUCUAAGCGUGUACCUGAAAGCUACAGCACUGUACCAUGUCUAUGAUUAAAAGACAGGUGCCAUUUUACAAAGGUACGUUUCCAUGGAAACUCCAUGGUUCUUUGCAGUUUGUGUUCCUGUGAAUGCUCAGUCACUUUAAUUGUUCUUUGGAGUACUCUUAGUUGUUACAUCUACAACAUGCAUUAAUGGUCAUUGGAUACAUUUUUUGAAACACUACAUGUUGUUUAAAUGUCAGGGAAUUACUGAAAUUCUCCCUAAAACAUACCCAUCAUUGUAACAUCGAUAGGACAUACCAAAUGAUCUUGUUUAUAACAGCUAUCUGAUGGAAGAAAUCUUAGAUGAUGCACAACAGAACUGAAUGAGUGAUGUCUCCUCAACUGCCAGGCAUGUGGAUGUGGUCAGUGGAGGUCAAAGGGUCUUGGGAAUGUCGUAUUCAUGUGGUAUCGUGGUGGUCAUUGCAGGUUUAUGGCAAACCAAUACACCACUCACCCCAUGCUGAUAUAACAUUGUCAGUGGCUAUUGUUUACAUGUAUCCUUGAAAAAGAGUGUGGUAUCUCUUGAGUAUUUCAUCCUUGUAGUAUAUAUAACAGCACUUACUGUUUCUGUUCAGUUGUAAAGCGAAGUGAAUAUGUACAGGUAACUGCCAAAAUAAAAGGAAACAUCAACAUAAAGUAUCUUAAUAGGGUGUUGGGCCAUCACGAACCAGAACAGCUUCUAUGCCUUGGCAUAGGUUCACCAAGUGUCUGGAACUCUGUUGGAGGGAUGCGACACCAUUCUUCCACGAGAAACUCCAUAAUUUGUUUUUUAGUUGAAGGGGUGGAAAACGCUGUCUCAGGUGCCGCUCCAGAUUCUCCCAUAAGUGUUAAAUUUGGUUUAAAUGUGGUGACUAAGAGACACACACACCAUUUAAGCCUCCUGUGCUCCUUUAAGACCCCUCUUUCAAAGUCACUGAGAUCUCUUCUAGCCAUGGUAGCCAAAAUAAUGGGCAAUAAGGCAUUUUUAUACAUGACCCUAAGCAUGAUGGGAUAUUAAUUGCUUAAUUAACUCAGGAACCACACCUGUGUGGAAGCACAUGCUUUCAAUAUACUUUGUAUCCCUCAUUUACUGAAGUGUUUCCUUUAUUUUGGGCCAUAUCUGUAUAUUUGCAUGAUUAUUUUUGUAACUGUUAUAGAUUAGGAAAAAAAAUUAUUAAUUACAUCCCCAACAUCAUGUGAUCAUUUCUUGACAUAAUAGCACAUAAUAGCACUUACAUGUACCACACUAGACCUAACACACACGUCAUUAUUUUAUCAUGUAGCUCUGUGUGUAGGUGGAGACCAGGCUUGAUUGUCACAGUGCUUAUAACUUAUAACUAGAGGGCGCUGUGUAAUACUUUUAAGAUUAAAAUGUGUGAAUUCUUCAAAAGAACUAAUCCACCUGGUCGAUUCAUGUCAUCAUAACAAAACAUUAAGGUGAGGGUAUUUUUUUAAUUUAAAUUCAUAGGCAAUUUUUUUUUUUUUUUUAAGAUGGCAGUAUUUUUUUUCAUCCAGUAUUUUUUUUCCAUUUUUCAUCCAAAAAUAAAUGUUUGCAUUAUGGGGGUAUACAUCUAAAAAAAUAUAUAUUAUAUGGAGAGCUACAUUCCAUACUUAUUUCUGAGUUCCUAGGUCAAGCCAUGUGGUAGCAUGUAGCAUCUUAAUUAGCAUUGGGAUCUGUUGCUGUAAACCUUCCUUCCCGGAAGAUCAAAAUGUGUUGGGAAUGAUAUAUGUAAGGUGGAGAGCGUCAGCACAUUGGGAAGAUGUCGCCGAGACAUCAGAAUAGAGUCUUGAUGCCUGGCCGACAUAUAUACUAUGUAGAACUGUAGAAUUUAGAAUGGAGGUAUUCUAAAACCAUCUGUGAGACGUCUUGCCAAUUAGCAAACGAUGUCUAAAACUACAUCUUCCCGAUUCAUCAUUCAUCCAUUGUCCAGAGGUUUCUCUGCUAUCUGGGUUUGUUGCCUUUCUCUCCCAAACAUAUUUUCUCUGUCACACACCGACAAAUGUACACAUGUGUGUGCAACACACGCACACACAAAUUGACUCAAAAUGUCAUAUGUUACCCUGCAUUUUGUUAGGAAUAUCAUUUGAUAAAAGAAAGGCUAUUUCUAAGACGCUGUGAACUAUAUUGCUUAAUUUCCUUUUACUAAAGGAAUAAACUAAUAGCCAACAUUGUGACAACGAACCCCAUCAGUGGAGACUGCCGAGAGGAGAACGGUGCAUACUAAUGGCUGAAACAGAGUGAAUGGAAUGGCAUCAACCACAUGGAAACCAUUUGUAUGAGAUAUUUGAUAUUAUUCCACUGAUUCCACUUCAGCCAUUACCACAAACCGUCCUCCCCAAUUAAGGUGCCACCAACCUCCUGUGAACCUUAUACUGUGUGACAACCAACCCUGCGAUGGGGCUGGUUGUCACAAGUGGGCAGUGUGUUUGAUGGCUUAUUACUCAAUGUUGGAAUAAAACAUACUAAUAGGAUCCCUAUUUCAACCCAAGACCUUGGUCUUUCUGUUAAUGUUGAAAAGAGUCUUGUUAUAUAUACUGGUGCUGAGAAAUACACACCAGAGUAAAACGUGUGACAACCAACCCAAGUCUCCCCGAAAGCCUUUGGGUGGUUAUGAGGGAAUAGAAAGUGAUAUUGUGUCAGUGAGGGAAAUGGACUGUGUUGCAGGUUGAGCAGAGUGUACAGGCAGUAUAGGCAAACACACAUACACACAUAGACACACUUAAUUUUACUCCAACGAGAGCCCUAUUGUUUGAAAAGCAAUUUUUGUUUUGAGGGUUAGUGUAUUGAACACAAAGAGACCUAUGUAGUUGCCCUUUUCAUCAUCAUGAUAGCACUCAGUUUUACACUAUUGAUUUUGGUAUGGUGCUUUCAUCGUCUUACAACUUGUGUCUUGGAAGUGGGUUGUGACUAGCGUGUGGCUGACCAUAUCGACCAUAACUGUAUCUGAAUUGACAUAUUGUAGUGCUGAUAUACCUGCAGUUGGUGCAUAUAACCUAUUGUCCUUUAAAAUAUUUGAAUGUUCAACUACAUUUCUAAACAUUCUGUUAUGCUUUUGUCAUUGAAAUCUACUUUCGUUCAAACUAGGUUAUCGCUGGAAGAAAAAAACAGUGAUGACCUAUUAGUUCAAAUGCAUCUGUUUGUUUACUUCGAUCACUUUCAUGAAGCUAUGAUGAUUCCCAAAGUGUGUUCAUAUUGAAUGGCAUGUUACAGUAAGUAAAAUAGAAGCUAUGCAAAGAUUUGGUUGGAUGACACAACAAACUACACACCAAGGAACUUCCAGUGACUACUGAAGAGUGCUAGGUUUUAGGAAAGAGGGAAGAAGCGGUUUGAAUGAAUGUCGGUACCUAUUUUCCUUUCAUACUACCUGUAAUUCAAUUUUUAUUUUUAUUUAGCAUAUAUGCUGUGUUUUGUGUGGAGAACUUAAUAUAGUUCCUGGGGGAAAAACUGAAUAGAAAAAAAAUGUCAUUGUUUGCUAUCUUGUUACUAAAAUUGUGUCAAUGCUGCCUUAUUAGAGUGUAUUCAUCACUGGAAUCAAUUCUCUAAUAAAAAUGACUUACCACAUA
Oncorhynchus masou masou (cherry salmon) is the source of this 5802-nucleotide messenger RNA. Its product is annotated as membrane progestin receptor delta-like. The coding region runs from base 59 to 1222 and encodes 387 amino acids. The transcript is spliced from 7 exons. Gene Ontology annotation, molecular function: signaling receptor activity. Gene Ontology annotation, cellular component: membrane. The record is from RefSeq and is a predicted model, not a curated record. NCBI's taxonomy places the organism in Eukaryota, Metazoa, Chordata, Actinopteri, Salmoniformes, Salmonidae.